GUACUUUCCGCGCCAGGAGGAUCCCGCAUCGCACCAUGGGGGCCGCCAUCUUGGAGCAUACCAAGGAGAAAGCCGGUCCGGCUGUUGAGGGCGGGGCCCAGUCGAGCCGACGCUCCUCCCCCCUCCCGGUUCCGGCAGUUGGUGCGGCCCGGGACGGCAUGGCAGCUGCUUUUCGGCCCCCGAAGCAAGCCCUGCUGCAUGCGCUGCGGAGUUUGGUGUAUCCUGGGGUGGGAGGCUCAGGCUCCCCCUGCUGCCGCUGCCCUGUCGGAGCUAAAAGAUAUCUACUUACAGAUAACAUUAUGAAAUUAAAAGAAUUUCAGCAUAAGAAGGUGGCUAUUGCACAUAGUCUUCCUGGCACCAAAGAAACCUAUUUGAGAAAGUUGGAAGAGAAAUUGACCCAGAACAAGCUCAUCUUGAAGGAGGAAUUGAGAACCGUGCUUCAUUUGUGUGAGUCCCGGGAUGAUGUGGAACUGGUUAAAAAUGUCAUUUACAGGUACCAUGCGGAGAACAGAAACAUCACUUUGGGGGAGUAUAAGUUUGGACCACUUUUCAUGAGGUUGUGCUACGAGUUGGAUGAUGAGGAGUCUGCAACAGAGCUCAUCAAAGACCAGCGCUUACGAGGUUUCUUCUCAGAUUCCACAUCAUUCAAUAUUUUGAUGGAUAUGUUAUUUAUCAAAGGCAAAUAUAAAAGUGCAUUGGAAGUAUUGAUCGAGAUGAAAAACCAAGAUGUGAAGUUCAGCAAAGAUACCUAUGUCCUUGCUUUUGCAAUUUGCUACAAACUGAAUAGCCCCGAGUCUUUCAAAAUCUGUACUACAUUAAGAGAAGAAGCCCUAAUCAAAGGAGAAGUCCUUUCCACGAGAGCAUCCUGUUUUGCUGUGGCGUUAGCUCUGAAUCAGAACCAGGUGGAAAAAGCUAUAUCCAUUUUCUCUCAAAUCAUGAAGCCAGAAAGCAUAAUCUGCACUAAUUUAAAUAUUAUGAUCCAUAUCCAGUCAAAUAUGUUUAAAACCCUGAUGGAAAUACUAAAGGAUGCUACAGAGAGAAAUUUAUCAAGAUAUGUGAAAAAACAUGCGUUCUCAGAAGAAGUGCUGGCCAAAGUGAGGGAAAAAGUGAAGGAUGUGCCCGCGCUUCUGGCCAGAUUUGAUGAGCUCUAUGAGAAACUGCACAUAAAUGGCCAGGUCACCACCUACACUUUGGAUGCUCUGCUCUGCCAUACCCCCAAGGACCAGAAAUCCCACAUGAUGCUAUUAAACAAGAGGACAGUCAGCCGUCGGACCUUCCAGCCACUCAGCCAGUCCCUGUGGGCUGAAUGAGCCUUGGUUCCGACUGCCGUGGGCCCACGUUGGAGGGGGCCUGCUUCUAGUGAGUCCCUGGUGUCCCGAGGAAUCAGGCACCGACGCCAGAGGACACUGUACUAGUUAACACUUGGUCUGCUCCUUAAUUUCCAAGCUCACUGAGUGCUGCAUGCUGACCUGAGAAGUUAAUCUGCUCUGCCACUUUGAAGAUCUAGAUACAAGCGAACAGAAGGCUCAGCUCUCUCUGAAAGGAGGUUUCUCCUGUGUAAACUGGUGAGGAUUCUGAAAGCGUCCAGUCCAGCUUCCAGUACCGGAGGAGAACCCAAUAAGCAACAGUGGGAAGGAAUUUCACUAUCAGUGGUCAACUCCUGCUAACUCCGGGAAGUAGGUACUUGCAGAUUAUACCCUUGCUGAAUUCAGAAGGUCUGAAUCCCCAUUCUACCACGCUGGGGAAUAGCCUAGGAUUUUCUCCUUGCUUCUGUCAUCAUUUAUCUGUAACCCUAAACAAGAUACUUAAGUCCUCAUUUUUCCAUCUGUAAAAUAAUAGUGUCUAUAUGAACCUGUGUGUUCAUUUGAAAUUUUCAUUCAAGGUUCAGUAAGGUCAAAUUUUCUCAAAAAAUAAGAGAAAUAAAACAAACAAAAAAAUCCCCCAGAAAACUUCUUGGGAUUCCGUUUUGUUUUCUCAGCAGCACAAACAAAACUAGAAUUUAGCUCUCAGAACUGAUAAGUAAGUGAAAAUUUAAAUGUCUGCUACUUUGGUCAUGGGUAAGCCAUGUGCUUUUCAAAAUCAGUGCCAACGGAAACCACAUAAUGCUCUCUGUAUUGCUUAGGUUUCUAUGGGUCACAAAUAUUUGAUUCUAAAAUUUGUCUCAUUUGUGUAUCAUUUUCUCUGUUCUCUCUUUGGAUAUUUUGUUGUUUUGGUAAAAAUAAAUGUCAUGACAGCAGGUCAGAGUUUUCUCAUACUGAGCUGCUACUUGAUGGUUUGAAGCACAGCACCUGGUGAGCUGUGCCCAGGUGAGGUUCAGGACUCAGCAUCUUCCUAGAGGGCUGCAGACUCUUCAGUGCUGCUUCACAAGCCAAGGCUAACUUUAUCGUUAUUCGGAGGCAAAACUUGUUCAUAGAAUCAGAAAUUUGAGAGGAGGAGAGAUUUUCUGAGUCUCUUAUUUAACUCCCUCAUCUUUCAGGUUGAGGAAAUAACUUGUCCAAAUUGGGAUCGUUUGUGUGAAGUGGAUCUGAAAUUAAAAUCUAGAAUCGUAGUCUCAUACCCUUCCCAUUAUACCACAUUAUGUCUCUCCUGAGAGAAAAUGGGAGAAUCUCUUCAGAGAUAGAAUACUAACGGCUCUCACGACUUACUGUGUGGCAUGGGCUCACCUCAGUUUCCUCAUUUGUUAAGGGGGAAAAUAACCGUCCCCACCUCAUAGGUGUGGUCUGAGGAUGGAAUGAGACAGAGAAAGCAAGCAAGACAGUGCCUGGCACAAAGUAAGUGCUAUGUAAACCUUAACUGUUGCUGUUUUACUCUGGUAACAUUCAGAAUGUCUGCUCCUAGUUGAAGAAUUAUAUAAACAAAUGAGUUCUUCCUCCUGCUCAGAAAUAUCAAAAGAAUUUCUUUGCUUAUGCUCUGUGAAGCAUUAGUAGCCACUUUUAAAGGAAAUUCUCUGCCUUCAUAGACUCUUAAUUGCAUCUUGUGUGUCUAGUGCUUUGCAAAAACAAAACAAAACAAACAUUUGGAUUUCUCUACCUUCAAAGUCUUAGGGAAUAAUAGGGCAUGCUUCCUGUCCCCCAACUUAUCUUUUAUCUUCUCCAACAUCAACAAAGAGCAUUCAAAUGACUGUUAUGCCCUGAGUAGAUGUGUCCAUGGUUGUUAGCUAACAACCAUUCAUUAGCAAAAAAAAAAAAAAAACAGCUGUGAGCGAUAAAUAGCAGCAGUGACCUUGAGCCCUGCAGCUCUGAGCAGUAGGUACCUAGUGUCCUGCUGACUGCAAGAGCGGGGCUAUGUGACCUGUCACCACAAGUCAUAAUGAGGGGCAGCAUAGUAUAGAGGUAACUGGUGUGUGUAAUGGUCACCCUCCAAAAACACGAUUCUGAAGGCAAAAAAAAAAAAAAAAAAAGUAUGUUGACUAUAUAUUGAGCAUUUUAUUUUUUAAAAUUUGGUUAAUUUGUUUGAAAAGUAUUUCUUUGCAUUCAAUGAUUUGCCUGAAGCAGCUACUUAGUUUUCAGCAAUUUGCCUGAAGUUCGUACUUAUUCUGUUAAUAAGAAUAUUUCCCUGGACAGAACAUCUUACUCCCCAACUCUGUUAUGUGCCUCUGUAGAUGUUUUCACUUCUGGUAAAUAAAUGUCUAUUGCUCCAGAAUCCAAAAAUCGCCCUGGUGAGUACAGAACAGUAUGUGAGACACAAAAAGAUGUCUCUUUACUUAGGACAUCAGGACAGUGUUCUGGUUAUCAAUUGCUGUGUCAAAAACACUCCAGAAUUUAAUGGCUUAAAACAACACCAAUUAUCUGAUUAUUUCUCAUGAUCCUUCGGGGAUGAGGAUAAUUGGGCUCACCAGGCAGUCCUUUCUCAGGGUCUCCUGCGGUUGUAGUCAGAUGAUGGCUGGGACUGGAGUCACCUCAAAGGCUUUCUUCCUCACUUAUAUUUCGGGCAAUUUGAUAGCAGGACCUCAGCUGAGGCUGAGGCCCGAUCAUCUACAUGUACUUACAGUAGGUUGGUGCAGAAGUACUUGUGGUUUUUGCAAUUAUUUUUAACCUUUUAAACCACAGUUACUUUUGCACCAACCUAAUACACAUCCAUCUAAACUAAGACAACAUAUGGGAAAAUUGCGCUGAGCUUGACAAAAACAACCUAAGAUUCAAAUUUAUAACAUUUCUAUCUACAGAUUUGGGAAAAUUAAACUUAGUAGAUAAAAUACCCAUUUAAAAAAUCACAAUGGCAGAAGCUGUGAUCAGUGAAAUUUGAUAUGCAUUAUGCACAAAAAAAGUGUGAUGAACCAAAUCAUUGUGAAUUGGUUCCAAUGGAAAUAUUUCAGAAGAGAUAAAAAAAAGUGAUUAAGGCAAUGGUUUAACUGUAUUGCAUAGGUAAUAAAGGAAUUAAGAUGGC
Messenger RNA from Rhinolophus ferrumequinum (greater horseshoe bat), 4386 nucleotides. RefSeq names its product pentatricopeptide repeat domain 2 (gene PTCD2). NCBI's taxonomy places the organism in Eukaryota, Metazoa, Chordata, Mammalia, Chiroptera, Rhinolophidae. Gene Ontology annotation, cellular component: mitochondrion. The record is from RefSeq and is a predicted model, not a curated record. Gene Ontology annotation, molecular function: protein binding; RNA binding. Gene Ontology annotation, biological process: regulation of mRNA processing; multicellular organism development; mitochondrion organization.